CUCCCUUCCCCUCUCUCUCUCUCUCUCUCUCUCUCUAUAGAACUAAAACUUGAAGGUUGGAACAGAGAAGGAACAGAGAGGAGAAGAGACCGUUAAUUAAAUUGUGUAAUACUCUCUCAUCUCAUCUUCUCUCGUCCGACCACAGAGCAUGUUAAAUUGAGCAAAUGGAUUUCACAAUGGCAAUUUUCACGACUUACCUCAUAUUAUCGGUCAUCCUCGUGGACUCUGUUUUGGGCAGAUUUGUGGUGGAGAAGAACAGCAUCAGCAUCUUGUCACCGUCCGAUCUCCAGUCCAAGCAUGAUGGCGCUAUAGCCAACUUUGGAGUCCCCGAUUACGGAGGAUCGAUGGUUGGCUCGGUUGUUUACGCAGAUAAAGGAUCAACAGGAUGCAAACCUUUUGAUGGUGAUAAGCCCUUCAAGUCAAAGUCCACUCGUCCCACCAUUCUUCUCCUAGAUCGUGGAGAGUGCUACUUUGCCUUGAAAACAUGGAACGGGCAGCAAGCAGGUGCGGCGGCAAUUCUGGUGGCGGACACAAUAGACGAGUCUCUGAUUACAAUGGACUCCCCGGAAGCAAACUCUGAUGCAGACGGUUACAUAGACAAGAUAGGAAUCCCGUCAGCUUUUAUACAGAAGUCAUUUGGCGAUACGCUCAAGGACGCACUAAAGAAAGGCGAAGAUGUUCUGGUAAAGCUCGACUGGUCGGAGUCAUUGCCUCAUCCAGACGAGAGGGUUGAGUACGAGCUAUGGACCAACAGCAACGACGAGUGUGGAAUCCGCUGCGAUGACCAGAUGAGUUUCGUGAAGAACUUCAAGGGCCACGCUCAGAUACUGGAAAAGGGCGGUUAUACUCUUUUCACGCCUCACUAUAUAACGUGGUAUUGUCCUCAAGCUUAUACCUUGAGCAGUCAAUGCAAGUCUCAGUGUAUAAACAGGGGAAGGUAUUGCGCGCCCGAUCCUGAGCAGGAUUUUGGUGCGGGCUAUCAAGGGAAAGACGUGGUGUUAGAGAAUUUAAGGCAACUUUGUGUGCACAGAGUUGCAAACGAGAGUAACCGUUCUUGGGUUUGGUGGGAUUUCGUGACGGACUUUCAUAUCCGGUGCUCAAUGAAGGAAAACAAGUAUACCAAAGACUGCGCUGAAGAUGUCAUGAAAUCUUUAGAUUUGCCUGUUGAGAAGAUAAAGAAAUGCAUGGGAGAUCCAGCUGCUGAUGAAGAGAACCAAGUGUUGAAGAUGGAGCAAGAGCUCCAGGUUGGACGAGGAUCACGUGGUGACGUUACCAUCUUGCCUACAUUGGUCAUCAAUGAUGUCCAGUUUCGAGGGAAAUUGGAGAGCAGCGUUGUGUUGAAGGCAAUUUGUGCCGGAUUUAAGGAAUCUACUGAGCCGCAUGCUUGUUUGAGUGAAGAUAUUCAGACCAAUGAAUGCCUUGAUCAUAAUGGUGGCUGUUGGCAGGAUCCAAAAUCUAACUUUACAGCUUGCAAGGACACGUUUAGGGGGAGAAUCUGUGAGUGCCCUUUGGUGAACGGUGUGCAAUACAAGGGAGAUGGCUACACAUCUUGCCAAGCUGUAGGACCCGGAAGAUGUUCAGUGAACAACGGAGGCUGCUGGUCUGAGAGCAGAAAUGGGAAGACAUCCUCAGCGUGCUCAGACUCCGAUCUAUCAGGAUGUCGCUGUCCAUCCGGGUUCCUUGGAGAUGGUCACAAAUGUGAAGAUGUGGACGAAUGCAAGGAUGGGUUUGUGUGUAAAUGCGAAGGAUGCAGCUGUAAGAACACGUGGGGUUCAUAUGAUUGCAAGUGCAGUGGAGAUAAACUCUACAUAGCAGACCAAGAUACAUGCAUUGAGAGAAAAGCGUCAAAAAUGGGAUUUUUCAUUAUCUUCUUAGUCUUGGGAGUCGUAGUAACAGCUUGUGUGGGCGGUUAUGUAUUUUACAAGUACAGGUUCAGGUCAUAUAUGGAUUCGGAGAUCAUGGCAAUCAUGUCGCAGUACAUGCCUCUCGACAGUAAUCACAACAAUAUUCAAGUUCAUGAUGCUGAACCACUCCGGCAAGGCUCGUCAGCGUAGAGACAGACAAACAGAAGACCAAAAUCAUCAUGUGAGUUGGUAAAAACUCGAAGAAGAAGAAUAUUAAUAGUGAAUAUUAACAUACUAUAGGGAGUGUUUCAAGUUUGUAAAAUGAGGUCUUCUUGUAAAAGGUUUUAAGUGAUAAGAGAUGCAAAGGAAAUUUCUACCAUACAUGCUUCACACAUCUUCCUCUACUGUUAUACAAAAUUUCUUGUGACUAAUAAUGGUUUGACGAUUUAAGCUAUGUGGAUUCA
This is a messenger RNA of Impatiens glandulifera, 2308 nucleotides long. Its product is annotated as vacuolar-sorting receptor 6-like. NCBI's taxonomy places the organism in Eukaryota, Viridiplantae, Streptophyta, Magnoliopsida, Ericales, Balsaminaceae. Gene Ontology annotation, molecular function: calcium ion binding. The record is from RefSeq and is a predicted model, not a curated record. The transcript is spliced from 12 exons. Bases 165 to 2054 code for a protein of 629 amino acids.